This is a messenger RNA of Kluyveromyces lactis, 846 nucleotides long. It is a transcript of the gene CBR1, whose product is annotated as cytochrome-b5 reductase. The coding region runs from base 1 to 846 and encodes 281 amino acids. Gene Ontology annotation, molecular function: oxidoreductase activity. Lineage: Eukaryota; Fungi; Ascomycota; Saccharomycetes; Saccharomycetales; Saccharomycetaceae. The transcript has a single exon. Gene Ontology annotation, cellular component: endoplasmic reticulum; plasma membrane. The record is from RefSeq and is a predicted model, not a curated record.
AUGGUUCCUGGGAAGUUCAUUUUCACUGCGACCUUUGUGUUACUGUGCACUAUCAUUGCCGUUGUUUUGGAAUACCAAUCAAAGAAGGAUAAGCCAGUGCUAGAUAAGGAGAAGUUACAGGAAUUUCCAUUGGUGGCAAAGACAGUGUUGACUCAUAAUACUGCUAUUUACAGAUUUGGUUUACCAAAGUCUACACAGGUAUUAGGGCUUCCAAUUGGUCAACAUAUUUCUGUUCAAGCAAACAUCAAUGGCAAGGAUAUUUUAAGGUCUUAUACACCAACUUCGUUGGACUCGGACGCCGUCGGUCACUUUGAACUUUUAAUUAAGUCCUACGAAAAGGGUAACAUUUCAAAGCAUUUUGCACAGCUCAACAUUGGUGACAAAAUUAAGGUACGUGGCCCAAAGGGUUUCUACCAUUACCAACCUAACAUGAAUGAAGAAAUCGGUAUGAUCGCUGGUGGUACUGGUAUUGCUCCAAUGUAUCAAAUUAUGAAAUCAAUUUUUGCCAACGAUUCCGAUAAAACCAAGGUAUCUUUAGUCUAUGGUAAUCAAACUGAGGAGGAUAUCCUUUUGAAGAAGGAAUUGGACGCAUUUGUUGAAAGAAAACCAGAUCAAUUCAAGGUUUAUUACUUGUUAGAUAAGGCUCCAGAAGCUUGGACUGGUGGUGUUGGGUAUAUCACCGUUGAUACUAUGAAAGAACGUCUUCCAGCUCCAGCUGAAGGCGUCCAACUUUUGGUGUGCGGUCCGCCUCCUAUGGUUUCAUCUAUUAAGAGAAAUGCUGUCACUUUAGGUUACGAGAAAGCUAAACCUAUUUCUAAGAUGGGAGACCAAAUCUUUGUAUUUUAA